UUACAUAGGAGCUAUUUAAAAAAUUCUGCGCGAUGGAUCCCAGUAUUCUCGCAGCCAUGGACAAAGAGGCACUGAAAAAGCAGAUUGAAAACAUGAAGUACCAGGCCUCCAUGGAACGCUGGCCGCUAUCGAAAAGCAUUGCAGCGAUGAGAGAAUACGUAGAGGAAAACGAGAAGAAUGAUCCUCUCAUACAUGCCCCUGACAAGAAAAACAACCCUUGGGCUGAAAAAGGAAAAUGCAUCAUCAUGUAAUCGUGUAAUCUAAGUAAAAAAUAAAAAUAUCACCAAAAAAUUCUAAAAGACAUACGUUUUGGCACGAGUAAUUAGCUGGUCUGGUCCAACCAUCGACUUAUUGCUGGUAAUGGGAAAUAAUAUUAAACAGGAGAAAUUGAAGGUUUCCGAUUGAUAUCGAGUAAAUGCAACUGCCAGACAAUAUGAAGAAUCAAAAAUAGUACCAUAGUAACAAGUCCACCGGACGUACGAAGUACGCCGCGCCAAAACUGUAGAAUCGUAAUCCGACGUUUUCAGUACACGGUUUUUGUUCCCCAAUUAAAUCUAGUCCUCGUAACGCUAAUAUUGUAAAGGGUGUACAUUUAGACUGUGCGCGAAGCAAGUAUGUACUUAUGAAUGUUUUGUUAAAAGAUUUAAAAAAAAUGGUUGUAAAUACGUUAAAUUUUGUAUUUCUAGUAAAGUAACGUUCGGUCGAAUCUAUCGGUAGAGGAUAAAAAUGAAAAGUAAAUGUUGGACGAGUAAAAAUUGUAAAUUUAAACUUAAAAACGUAUGUUCAUACCGACGUAUUUUACUUUCGUGUUAAAUGUGAUUAUAAUUUAAUUAUAAGAGCACUUCUUAUAAAUGGUCAAAAUGAAAGCGAACGAUUUGCGGAAUCCUAGUAUUUCCACGCAAAGCAAAGCAACUUCCUCUUAGAAAUUUGCGUGGAUCCGCUUUGGAUUCUGAUUUUAACCGACCGAAGUAUGCUGAACUUUCUCCUGCUUCGGUUAGUUUUAUAACUAACAAAUUUUCCAAUUCCUUAAAUAAGAACAAAAACUUUGACAUCGCGAUUUAGUUGAUAAAAUACGAUAUUUAAAUGUGAAGAUUCAUUGAGCUCGUGAAUCUUGAUAUUUAAAUUAUUAUGUAAUAUUUAAUAAAGAUAAUUAAAAAUAUAGGGUAAUAUCGCACAUCACAACUUAACAUCUAUUUGCUGGAUCACAGAAAUAAGGCUAAACUAUCAGAUAUUAUAAUUAGCUAUUGGCAAUAAAUGAAUCGUAGACGAUGAAUUAAAACGAAAUGUUAAACGUAGCGCAUUGAAAAAUUAAUAUUAAGGUAACUAUCAUGGAUUAAAAGCAACAUAAUCUCGUUCGAAAACUAAAGAUAAGUUGAUUUAGGAUAAUUUUUUAUAAAAUCAGGUACGUUCCGCGGUGCCAUUAUCUUGUAAUGCUUCUAUAAAAAUAAAUCUUAGCGUCUUAUCUUCUACGCUCCUCAUUAUAUCUUAUUAUAUAAGUUAAUUAAUUAUAAAUUCCUUCUUUAAAAACUCCUUUAGUAUUAUAGCUGUUUUAUUUACAUAUGUAUUUAUAUAAAUCAUUGUCCCUUCCCUGACAUUUAAAAUUUAGAUAAAUAAAUCUAUUGACUACAAUUUUAAAUCUAGCACUUGGAUAGCUUAGUAAUAAUUCAAAAUUUAAAAUGAAUUAAACUUUACCUUUCAUGAAAAUUACUCACUAACGCGUCUAUCGUAGUUACCAAAGUAAACUUCUUCUAAAUUAUAUCUAAGAUUAUUGGAUUUGAAACGCUAUUAAGAAUCUUUGUGAUUAAAACUCUCAUCUUCGUCGUUUCGGAGAUAUUGCAAUUAAUCAUGAAGUAUUUUAGCAAAAUUAAUCUCAUGUAGUGCUAUUAAUCUAUCAUUCCAUUAAAAAAAGGAUUGCAUCUAAUCCUAAUUUUGAUUAAAUAGAAAACUUAAACUAAAGCACUGUAGUUAUUUAUAGAUUAAAAUUUAAACUAAAAUUUAAACUAAAACUUAUUAAAAAAAAAUCCCUUUCUCCUUACCAUAUCUAGACAUGAACUAUGAUAAAUCAUUCUGGCUGUGAGUACUUCCCAUUUAUUUAGAUGCUUGUCAUUGUCGUUUAUCCGAAAAAAUGUUGCUAAUACCGACAAUAAAGUUUAAAUCACGUAUUAACUUCUUGACUUCCAUAACCAGUGCAUAGAAGUUCAUUUCGAUUUCAUAAUAUCCUUCCUAAUGAUCACUAUCAACGUAUAUCGCUUCAUCUCUUUUCAACUUAUCUGAACCAUAUCUUUCAUCUCUCUUUUCAUUUAUAAGUUCCAUUAAAACUGUCCUCUCUUAGUCAAGAAUAGUUUUUAAAAUAGGAAAUUAGAGCGUAAUUCGUAGUUCUAGUGAUAAAUUAAAAGGAAAAAUCAAUCAAAAAGUUGUUUGUUAACUUAUACGAUAAAAUUUGCAAUUCAGAGAAUUAGCCGUAGUUAUAAUAAAUUAAAAAUGUAACGAGUUUAUUUAAAAUGUUCUAGAUAAUAAAUAUAAGGAAUCCCAUAUGAUAUUACGCGACGACAAAGUUUUUUGUUCGAACAUAUUCUGAAUGAAAUCCUCCUCGUUCGGACCAUUUAUAAGAUGAUUGCUUAUAUAUUAUUUGUUGAGUGUAUCGUUUUUAAUCUAUAAAUCAUUUUAUUUACUAAGUUUUUUUUUUGUUAACCUUGAUUGUAAACCAAAGAUUUUUUUCAUUAAUAUCAGACGAGUAUGUCACUCGUCUAACUUUUAAAUGGGUAUUAAAUACACAGUUAGAUUUGUUUCAGAUUGUAUCUUCAACAAGGACUUUCUAUUUAAUAUUCAUGUUUAAUUUAAGCUAAUAAUUAACUUAAUUGGUACUUUUUAACGGAUUAAUCAAAAAUUUAAUAACUAGAUAAGAUAGUAUUGGAAAUGAUUUUUUUAGAAUCAAUAGGUUAAGGCUAUUAUAUGUUACUAUAUUAAUAUGUAAUCAGUAAUCACUGAAAUAAAUCAAAAUCGAUAA
Molecule: messenger RNA, 3007 nt
Organism: Vanessa tameamea
Lineage: Eukaryota; Metazoa; Arthropoda; Insecta; Lepidoptera; Nymphalidae
Gene: Ggamma30A
Product: G protein gamma subunit 30A
Exons: 3
Coding region: 33-251 (72 amino acids)
Biological process (GO): phospholipase C-activating G protein-coupled receptor signaling pathway; sensory perception of taste
Cellular component (GO): heterotrimeric G-protein complex
Molecular function (GO): G-protein beta-subunit binding
Source: RefSeq, a predicted model, not a curated record